Molecule: messenger RNA, 1119 nt
Organism: Nakaseomyces glabratus
Lineage: Eukaryota; Fungi; Ascomycota; Saccharomycetes; Saccharomycetales; Saccharomycetaceae
Gene: LYS12
Product: homoisocitrate dehydrogenase
Biological process (GO): L-lysine biosynthetic process; isocitrate metabolic process; tricarboxylic acid cycle
Cellular component (GO): mitochondrion
Molecular function (GO): homoisocitrate dehydrogenase activity; NAD binding; magnesium ion binding
Source: RefSeq, a predicted model, not a curated record
AUGCUAAGAGGAAGUGCUACUAGACUAACAGCUAUGCGUGGAUUCUCUUCCACCAGACUAGCUCAAAAGGCUUUAACCAUUGGUUUGAUACCAGGUGAUGGUAUUGGUAAGGAAGUUAUCCCAGCGGGUAAGCAAAUACUGGAGAAAGUUGGGCCAAAAUUUGACCUAGACUUCAAAUUCAUCGAUCUGCAUGCUGGUUGGGAAACCUUCCAAAACACCGGUAAAGCCUUACCAGAUGAAACCGUUGAAGUGCUGAGGAGAGAUUGCCAAGGUGCUUUGUUUGGUGCUGUUCAAUCUCCUACCACCAAGGUAGAAGGCUACUCUUCUCCAAUUGUGGCAUUGAGAAAGGCUAUGGGCUUGUUCGCCAAUGUCCGUCCUGUUAAAGCAGUUGAAGGUACCAAUGACAGGCCUGUGGAUAUGGUCAUUGUCAGAGAGAACACAGAGGAUCUAUAUAUCAAGAUUGAAAAGACAUACACCGACCCGGCAACUGGCACCAGAGUAGCAGAGGCCACCAAGAGAAUAUCUGAAGUUGCAACUAGAAGAAUUGCUACCAUUGCCCUUGAUAUUGCUCUACAAAGAUUACAAUCUAGAGGACAUGCAACUUUGACCGUUACUCACAAGUCCAAUGUCUUGUCCCAAAGUGAUGGUUUAUUCAGAGAAAUCUGUAAGGAUGUGUACGAAUCCAACAAAGACAAAUACGGCAAGAUCCAAUACAAUGAACAAAUUGUGGAUUCCAUGGUUUACAGAAUGUUCAGAGAACCAGAAUGCUUCGAUGUUGUUGUAGCACCAAACUUAUACGGUGAUAUUCUUUCUGAUGGUGCCGCUGCUCUGGUUGGUUCAUUGGGUGUUGUUCCAAGUGCCAAUGUGGGCCCAGAAAUCGUCAUCGGUGAACCAUGCCACGGUUCUGCACCUGAUAUUGCAGGAAGAGGUAUUGCCAACCCAAUUGCUACUAUCAGAUCUACCGCACUAAUGCUUGAAUUCUUAGGUUACCCAGAAGCCGCACAACCUAUUUAUAAGGCUGUUGACAGUAAUAUAAGAGAAAACCAAAUCAAGACCCCUGACCUAGGCGGUAAAUCCACUACACAACAAGUCGUGGACGACAUCUUGUCCAAGAUAUAA